This is a messenger RNA of Magallana angulata, 1980 nucleotides long. RefSeq lists its product as uncharacterized. The record is from RefSeq and is a predicted model, not a curated record. The coding region runs from base 120 to 1643 and encodes 507 amino acids. The transcript has 7 exons. Lineage: Eukaryota; Metazoa; Mollusca; Bivalvia; Ostreida; Ostreidae.
UGAGUACUUACAUAUGUGACUGUUCUCGAAAGUGAAAGUAAUAAAAAUAUCAAUAUUUUUACACGUAAACUUCCUGCUAGAUCUAUUCAUUUUGCAUUUGUUCUUUUCACUCCGAUAAAAUGCAGGGCAUGUACAGUACCAGAAGUCCAGCUGUGAAGAGGCUCAUGAAGGAGGCCCAGGAACUGAGUGAGGCAACAGAGCAGUAUUAUGCGCAACCUCUAGAGGACAAUCUAUUUGAGUGGCACUUUACAAUAAGAGGACCCUCUGACACAGACUUCAGCGGGGGCAUUUAUCAUGGGAGGAUUGUUCUACCCCCAGAGUACCCAAUGAAGCCCCCGAGUAUUAUACUUCUCACACCGAAUGGUAGAUUUGAGACCAAUAAAAAAAUAUGCCUUAGUAUUUCUGGGCAUCAUCCAGAGUCUUGGCAGCCAUCUUGGUCCAUUCGCACUGCAUUGCUGGCUAUAAUUGGUUUUAUGCCUACCCAUGGUGCUGGAGCUAUUGGGUCCUUGGAUUAUCCUCCAGAGGAAAGGAAGAAACUGGCCAAUAGGAGCAAAGAGUGGAAGUGCCCCACAUGUGGAAUCAUAAACUAUAUCCUGAAGCCAAUGACUGAAGAGUCUGAAGAAUCCAAAAAGACUUCAGAAGAGGCAAAGGAACUGGCCAGUCAGAUCAAUUUCCAGGCCGAGAAAAAACCCGGUGACAAUGUAACAGCAGCUAACCAGGAGACAACCCCUUCAUCACCGACCAAUGAUCAAACUCAGUCAAAUCCACAAUCACCAACUAACUUUGCUAACCCUGUGUUCAACAAUGGAUUUCCUUUUCCACCUCCCAUGAUGGGAAUACCCAAUUUUCCCAGUUUUCUCCCCUUUCAGAUGCACCCAGGAGGAGGAGGGGGAAGUGCGACUGUACCCAGAUUUCCCCCACCUCCCCCUUUUAUACCAGGAAUGUUUCCCCCAGGGCCACAAAAUGCUUUCAUGCAGCAAUGGCAAAUGAAUCCCUUUAUGAUGGGUCGGUUUCCUGUUCCUCCCUCAAUGAUGUUUCCAGGACAAAUGCCUCCAUCACAACUCUCUCAGCCCAUGACUAAUUCUCCACCACAAGCAACACAAGCUAGUACACAAAUACCCCAACCACAACCCCUAGCUACCAAACUGCCAACAAGUACCCAAUCUGUACGACCUCAGACUGCACCAUCCAGCUCCGAGCCCACAAAAGUGGAAAACAUCACCUCAACAUCUUCUUCAGCAAAUAAUGAAUCCAGUGAGGGUAUGGAUUCAACCGCUUCUCCUGACAUUUCUCCUCCAGGAUCUGAAAAUUCCAAUCAAGAACCUCAGAAAUCCUCACCUUCUAUCCAGUCAAGUACAGACACAUCCUCUUCACAGCCACAGCAAUCGACCAAUGUUCCUACAGGUCAAAGGUCAAAUGAGGGACUAAGACAGAGGCUGGUGGAGGAUGAUGGGAUUAAUGUGCAGUAUAGGGCACCGGUAGGUAGAGUGGGUCAGAGCGCCGAGAUCGUUGACCAUCAACACAGACGAUCAGGCCUAAGUGUGGCCAACCUGAUGGUGUUCUUCAUCGGACUAGCCAUCGCCAUUCUUCUGAUCAGACGAUUCUUCUUGUCUCGUAACUGGAAGUUUUACUAUGGUGUGUGAUCACAGCUGGUGUUCUAUAAAAGGCUUUAACUGCAUUUUGUGAUAUUGCUGAAAGCAUAUUGGUUGUUGAUAGUUUUGUAAAUAUUCACGAUAUAUAUAUACAUUGAUGUACAUGUACAUGUAUUUUAAAGAUGCUUUCAUCUGUUGCAAUGUAUGUGCAUGUGCAUAUUUACAGUAUUUGUUUUUAAGUACAUGUACAUCUAAAAUUUUUCAAUGUAAAACCCAAUGCAAGAUGAUGGGUAGAAUAUUUUCAUAUUUUAAUAUUACAUGUAGAUUUUUUUGAGGGAAAACACAUUGCUUUACAGGUUAAUGUUAUGUUAGAAUAAAUUAUUGCAGG